Molecule: messenger RNA, 1028 nt
Organism: Syzygium oleosum
Lineage: Eukaryota; Viridiplantae; Streptophyta; Magnoliopsida; Myrtales; Myrtaceae
Exons: 2
Coding region: 85-786 (233 amino acids)
Source: RefSeq, a predicted model, not a curated record
GAGGUCCGCUCGACGCAUUUGAUAUUUCGGAGUCGGCCCUUCUCCUCUUAACUCCUCCCCAUCUUCUCGGACCGACCAACCACCAUGGCCGCGGCGAACAUGUUGCUCAAGCUUUCAGUGCUCCUCAACCUCUUGUCCAGCUCGCACUUGGGACUUUGGCCGAAUCAGAAGCACGCGACGAGGGUGUCCCCGCCGACGUGCGACCGCAUCGAGUGCCCGAGCUUCGACGUCGUGCACGUGGGCGACGGCUACGAGAUCCGGCGCUACAAUUCCACGGUGUGGAUGUCCACUGCUCCCAUCCCCGACAUCUCUCUCGUCGAAGCCACUCGCUCCGGCUUCCGCCAGCUAUUUGACUACAUACAAGGUAAGAACAGCUAUGAAAAACAGAUAGAGAUGACGGCACCAGUGAUCACCGAGGUCUCUCCAAGCGAUGGUCCGUUUUGUGCAUCCUCGUUUGUUGUGAGCUUCUAUGUGCCAAAAGAGAACCAAGCGAACCCGCCCCCAGCAGAAGGCCUCCACGCUCAGAGGUGGAAGCUCAUGUACGUCGCCAUUAGACAGUUCGGAGGAUUCGUCACCGACUCUGAUGUUGCAGUGGAGGCAGCUGCCUUGGAAGCCAGCCUUAGUGGCACUACUUGGGCUAAUGCCAUCCAGAAGAGCCGUGAGAAAGAGAGCAGCACAAGCACUUCGGUUUACACAGUCGCACAGUAUAAUUCUCCGUUCGAGUUCGAGAAUAGAGUGAAUGAGAUAUGGAUGCCGUUCGACAUGGAAGAUGCUUCCUCUAUGUGAAUGAGAGAGCAAAGGAUAGAGAAGUCUCUCUAGUUUUUACAUGUAGUUUAGUUUAUUGGAGAACUUGCACCUUCCUUGCAUGUUUCUUAACCAAGAAUGAAAAACAAAGUAGCUGCCAUGUGAUAUCCUACUUUGAUUUGAUUGUAUCAAGCAUCAUAUAACCUUUUGAGUUCCGGAUAUUUUUAUCUUUUCUCCAAUUGAGGUCAAUGAUUGUCGAGAUGCGAAAUGCAGUCAUUCAUUGC